This is a messenger RNA of Symbiodinium natans, 997 nucleotides long. The record is from the annotation of a GenBank genome assembly. NCBI's taxonomy places the organism in Eukaryota, Dinophyceae, Suessiales, Symbiodiniaceae.
AUGCCAGAUCCAACAGUGGCAAAGAGGCACGCUCACAUUGCGGUGAUCGGUGCCGGGUGGUGGUCGCAGGGCUGGCACCUUCCACACUUGAGCCGAAAUCCACUUGCGGAGAUCUCGGCCAUUGUGGAACCAUGCGACGCUCCGCGCAGCACGCUGAACCCUGAUAUGAAGACCCUGGAAGAGCUGAAGGGUCUCUACAAUGCGCCCAUCUUCAAGACCUUUGAUGAGUUCUUGCUUUCACCCGCUGCAGCAUCCACGGAUGGCGUGGUGGUGGCAACCAGCCACUCAUCGCAUGCUGAGAUUGGCUUGAAAGCCUUGGAUGCCGGUCUCCAUGUUUUCAUGGAGAAGCCGAUGACUACUGACCCCGCUGAAGCAAGAAGUCUUGCGAAUGCGGCCGUCCACCAAGACAAAGUCUUCUUGGUGAAUAACACUGCAAACUUCCGGGACUCUGCACAGAAAGUCCGCGAGGUGGUCAAGAGCAAAGUCGGUGCCGUGAAGUACGCCCAAGGUUCAAUGGCUUGCCCCUUGCUGUGGCUAUUCGAGAAUCCGGAGAACGUGGGCUGGGUUCGACCUUCCGGGACCAUGCAAGGAAAUGGCUUCGGGUGGGGGCAGAUGUCUCAUGCCUUGGCCUGGCUGUACUACGUCACCGAGCUCGAGCCCAAGAGCGUGUAUUGCAAUAUGGUCCUGUCAGAGAAGACGGGCGCCGACAUCUUUGACAGCGCCAUCAUCAAGUGUGAGGGCGGUGCCGUCCUGAACGUGCAGGGCACAGCUUCGCUGCCCUUUAAGUCAUAUGGGAGCUCCACCAAGCAGAUCGAUAUGAAGAUUUUUGGAUCAGAAGGAGUGGUGACCUACAGCGGAGAGGACAUGCACCCUUCCUCAGGCGGAUUGAAAGUUCAGCUUCAUGACGGAAGCGAGCAGUCGAUCCCAGGCUUCUAUUUCGAGAACUACGAUUCAGAGGGAGAUGGGCCCGAAUCACUUCAUGCGUUCAUCAAAGGUU